This is a messenger RNA of Spinacia oleracea (spinach), 7832 nucleotides long. RefSeq lists its product as uncharacterized. The transcript has 9 exons. The record is from RefSeq and is a predicted model, not a curated record. Bases 6252 to 7616 code for a protein of 454 amino acids. Lineage: Eukaryota; Viridiplantae; Streptophyta; Magnoliopsida; Caryophyllales; Amaranthaceae.
CGUGAAUUCAGUCAAACCUGCAAACCCCAACUUCCCAAAACAACUCUUCAAAUUCUUAUUCUCUCUCCUUCUCAUGAUUUGAUUUCCAAAAAUCAGUCAUUAAUUCUCUUUAAUAAUUUCCUUAAUUAUCUCUCUUAAAAAAAACUCUAAUUGACUGAAUUCUUCUCCUACACUUCUCUGCAAUUAUGAAAAAGUAUUGUUCAUCCUUGUUUUCCUCUCUAUCAAUUCAUUUUCUGAAAAUAUCCACCUAAAUUCAUGGUGUUCAACGGAUAAAUUUCAUAUAUUUAUAUAUGUAUCAAGAUUUAAGAUAUCUUAAAUAUCAAUAUCUACUUCGAAUUAUUUUCAAUUCAAAGAGCCCUUAAUUCCUUCAAUAACGUUAACGAUGCAGUUGGAAUUGAGGCUCUGAAUUAUAAGUCUAUAAUCAGUCACAACUCACAAGUCGCCGACACCGCUCUCCUCGUCUGAGAUAUCUAUGAAUCAACUUUGGUCUUUCCAAACCGGACCCUUCAAUAUUGUUUGGUGGAGACUCCUUCGAAAUUCAAAAUCUACAAAACCCGUAGGGGAAAACAUAUCCACGAUGCGGGAAUAACAACCCCCUACACUAGCAGAUGAUGGAUGAGUUUGAUGGUAGAUGGAUCGUUGACGGAUGGAGGCAGAUUACGCUCCACCCGAUCUACCUCUGAUCCAUUUCCACCCCUAAUCAGAGGGAAAUUACUCCAUACUCGAAGUUAAGUCACCUUAAGAACAAAGUAAGAGGUAAGUGUGGAUAUGAAGAUGCUAGGCUUACACUUGGACUAGAGAAAAUAUGGGGCCCAAAUUACUAGAUUGCCCAUUGUAUGGACGAGAAAUAGUGACAAGAGUCUAUGAAAAAUUUGAUUGGGUGGAUGAAGACAUCACUGACUGGCAGUGAGAUGUUAAAAAUCAGUUAGUGUUGGAUAAGAAGCUCCUGAAAAUUGACUUGUUGCAAUGCAAAGGGAACUCGAUUGUUCAACGGGGAAAACAAGAAGUGUGUUGAAGAGAGGAGUAAUCCUAAAGUCGUUGGAAAAGAAAUGAAAAAGGAGGGAAAUCAAUGAAGUUAGUUAAGUGGGACCCACGCGGAUGGGAAAUUGAAUGAUUUCCGUUAAGUAGUGGUAAAUGUAAAACGUUUGAUAAAAUUUGGGUGGUAAAUGUGAAAUUUCAACUUAUAAGGUUUAAUAAACAUGGUACUUAAUAGGUGGUAAAUAUUUAAAAAAAACCUCUAGAUAAGUGAAAACCAUGUGAAAUGAACGCACGCUCUCAUUCUCAUCAGCGCUAUUGUGACAAGUACGGUAGGCAUGCACAAAGUAAGGAUUUGAAAUUAAGAAAAUAAAAAGUUAAAGGUAUUGAUGGAAUUCUGAUCAUUAAGGGAAUUUUGUGACAUAUUACAAAACUUUAAUGCUAUGUUUGGGUACUAGAAUUUCAUUUAAAAUUCUGGAAUUGGGAAAAUCCUUUGUUUGGGAAUCAGAUAAUUUGAAAUUAUGCAAUUGGCCAUGUGCCGCAUGAAUAAGAUAACUAUUUUAAAGCAAGGAAUUAGCCCAAUUCCAAAGGUAUUCAUAAAAAGACCAAAAACAAGUAAUUGGAAAUGACAUAUUCUCGCCUAUCAUUUAAAAUUACUCAUGGAGCAGCAAUGAUCCUUCUUCACAAAACUAGCUUUUGGCCCGUUCUAUGCACGGGCUAUAUUUUAGGAAACUCAAUUUAAAAAAAUGGUAAAAUGACAUACCAAAACGAUAAAAGUAUAAAUGUAUAAUACUUCACUAAAAAAUUUCACUGAUAAUUUUGAUAGUAUGGAGACAAAUUAAAAUUUCCAAGAUAUAUUGGGUGGAAUGAUUACUUUUAUCUCCCACAAGACCACAAAUACAUUCUUAUUUUAGGAGUAUAGCUUUUAUUCAAAGGGUUUUUUUUAAAAAUGAGAAUAAGAGAAAUAUGCUAGCACGGAGUAACUAAGUUAAGCACAUGUAUUCUUUGGAUUAAACCAAAGAAAUCCACAAAUCUUUAAUAUGCUAAGAAAUUCACGAUUAUUGUUUGUUGGAUUAAAAAGCUAUGUCUCAAUUUCCAAGUAUACAUGAAGUUUCGCACCCUAUCCUUUGCAUCACACUCAACAAAACUACCAAAAAAGAAAAUGACCUAAGAAUUAAGAGUUGUUGAUCAAGCUAACCAGACGUGAUAUGUCAAAAUUCUGGAAAAUAUCAAAGAGUAAACCAUUUUCUAAAAACUCGAAAUUAUGCUUAUAGGUCGAGUUAGGGGUGUGGUAGUAGUAGAUGUCAAACAGAUUUCAAAACAAAAAUGCAUCCAUGUUGUCGGUUUUUUAAGUCGUUUGAAAAAUAACUUGAAAUAUGAUGAUGAUUGAGGCAAGUCAGGCAACGGAAUGCAAAGAAGAUGCACCAUUGAUUUAAAUGGGCUAAACAAAUGAAUAUAAUGAUAACAUUAUGUGAGGGGGUCGAAAAAGCACGAGGCUAAUGCGUGACCUCGUCCCUCGUGGGUGUGACGAUUCUUUUUAUUCAAUCAAGUGUAAUUGGAUUUCCUGUGAGUUUACACCCAAUUGACUAGUAAUAUAGGAGUCGCCAUUCAGUUUUUAAAAACAAUGAGAAAAGCUGACAAAACCCGAUUAUCGUGACAUAAAGGGAGUGCAAUUAUGUUUGACCACGACGGCCGUAGGUUCCCUUGUGAUCCCUGGUGUGGGGAUCUCUCAACAUACACCCGCAAGGUAGAGAUUGAGGGUUCGGGGGACUGUAACUACCGAGAGGAGUACUCGCUCGUCGAUAACUCCAGAGGCAGGAUAUCCUUACUAGCUCAGCAUAAAUAAUUGAAGGGACAUGCGUUAACUAUUAAACUAAUCUGAGUUGAUUUUAGCAAUAUGCAACAUAUAAUACUAGAUCGAUCGCGAUUAUCUGAUUUAAAUAGCAUUAAGGGACCUAGCAUGAUAAUCCAAUUUCCCUAAAAUAUUAUAUUUGUUAGGCGUGGUAGAACAAUCAGAUUUAGUUAGUUUAACAGUUAAUAAAAAGGGCGAGGAAAGCAAUUAAAUCAUAGAAAAGGGACACAUUACGACGCACCCUUGAGAGGUGCGUCACGGUUCUCAGAAAACUAACCACUUUGACUUUGCUAUUUCUCCUUUUUAUUUAAAGAAUCUCAAAUUAUGGGACAGGAUACGUUCUGUUCGGUUUAUGGAUCGAUUGCGACAGAACGCGUGAACAAUUUCGCAGCGUGAGGCUUAGGCUAGGGGUUGGAGUCAAUACCCAGAAUAUGAAUUGUGUGUUGUGAUUUCACGUCGAACUUGGGCUAUAUUUAUAGAAAAGAGUUUGUGGAAAGAUAGAUUUGCAGAGCUCUAAUCCACAAAGAAUUAGGAAAAAACACGUACCCAGGUAAUUCCAGCGCCCAGGCCUGGGCGCCGAAGAUUUCGGCGCCCAGAGCCAGGCGUUGAAAAUAGGGUAUGGGCUGUUUUCGUAGUCAGAUUCGGAUUCUUGAAAUCCGUAGUGUUUGAGACUUAAUCGAGUCUUUUAGUGCGUAUCAAUUUCAUGACGGAAUGCGUCUGGGCCCGUUACGAACUCUAGGCUUGUUAGGAUUUUAAUUAAUACGUAACUCUUAUUUCCGAAUCAUAUUAGGAAUAGGAUUCUCGCAGUUUUCUAUCUCAUUUAGGAUUUAUGUUGGAGUGUAACACCUAAUUCUGAAAGGUUUCUAUCUUUUAUGACUUGCCACUUUUAGAAGCUACCCUUUACGGCAGUUACUAUUUUUAGCAGGUUUCCAUAAAUAGCAGGUUUCUAUAAAUAGCAGGUUUCAGGUGAAACGAGAAGGGUGAUUGAGAUUCGUUAUUUUAUAGGAGAUGCGUUGUCAAGUGGAGAUUUAUGUUUUCAUCAUCGAACCUUCCCUUUCGGGAAUGGGGACAAAAGUAGGUGUCUACAGUUAGCCCCCACUUUGACUGAGUCUUGGAGUAAGACGAUGGUCAAAGUAUUAGACGGAGUGCGUCACACAAGCCAUGGUGACCUGUUUUUUGCGAGGGUCUCACGAGCCCCCGAGUGAUAACAUUUGACUUAAGGGUCAUCACUUUGAAGUGUCGACAUAUCCCUCACGUGUCAUUGGGAUUUGUCAACUGAUAGUAUAGAAACUCCCUCACUUUGUCAAUGGGAGUAGCUACAGAUGUUUUCGAAAUCAAAGUUGUAAAGUGUAAUUGGGCCUGGCCAAGCCCAAUCACGAGGUAAAAAUGUUUUUAAAGAUUCUUAUUUUUAGGGUUAGCUAAACGAGAAAACCCCCUUGUUUUUAUGGGACGUAAAACGAAGGAAAAUCCAGCACAUCUUUAUCUUUUUUUGGAAAAAACGGAAAACCAAUCUUUGAAUUUUUUGUGGAAAAAGGAAAGCUACUCACAUCGUUCUUUUUUGGAAAAAACGGAAAACCAAAAGCUACUCACAUCGUUUUUAGGAAAAACGGAAAACCAAAAGCUAAUCACGUCGUUUUUGGGAAAAAAACGGAAAACCAUACAGAGUUAUCGCUGCAGCGACUAAGGACGUGCGCGGUUAGUGACGCAGACCCCGCCGGCUAAAGAUGGCGAGCCUGUCCGCUAAGGGUGGACACCCCGUCCUAUAGAAGUGGACGAAUCUGUUUUGAAAUUUGUUUGUGUUUAUUUUUUGAAAAUAAGGACCUACGUGGUUGGCGCCGUAGACCCCACUUGCUGAAGAUGGCGAGCCUAUUUCAUUUUGUUUUUGAAGAUUCUAUUUUUCGAAAACUGAGGACCUGCGCGGCUAGUGACGCAGACCCCGCCCGCUGAGGGUGGGCGAGCCCAUUUUGAAUUUCUUAUUUUGCCUAUGUAGAAGGGCUUUUGUGAUUACAACCUGUUGGUGGGUCGCAAUAUUUCCUGAUCAGGUGUGUCCUUUAAGUGGGUCUACACUGUGUAUAUUUUUAACGAUAUUGCAAAAUACCGUUCUUGGGAAAGAAAUAUCAAGAUAACAGAUAUUUUACACAAAAUAGGGGAUUGCGCGUGCCCGACAGCGAAUAUUCGCUGUCUGGGAAGCAUUUUCAGCGCCCAGCUCUGGGCGCGAGAAUUUCUAACGCCCAGAGCUGGGCGUUGAAAAUGCGAAGGGGAGACGGGUCUUUAAUUCGCGGACCGUCUCCUUCCUUUCCCAUUUCCACCAUUUUCGCUCAAGCUCCUCACCUCUUUCAACUGAUUUCUUGCUCGUUUCUUCACUUUUCUUUACGAAUUCUACUCCAAAUCACUUCCUAAUCUUCCCAAUGUAAGUAAUUUUCAGUAAUUUUGAGCUUUUUUGUCAAUUUCAGUAUUUUUGUCAAGUAUUUUUAUGCAUGAAAUUGAUUUGGAAGUUUUUGAUUUUAUGCCCCUUUCCUUCAAUUAGAUAGUUGGAAAUGUUCCACAUAACAUGUUAAUUAGUUUGUGCAUGUUAAUUUUCGCAAGUAUGUUGAUUCUUGUUGAAUUUGGGCAUUUUUAUGCUAGCCCCCGAGUAUACCUACGACUCUAGUGUUUUCUUACAAUGUAGGUGUUUUUGGUAUAUUGCUUGCGUUCCUCAUAAUUCAUGAAUGACAAAUUAUGGAAGAAUUUUCAUUUUGUUGGAGUUAAUUAAAAAAAUUUCACUUAGGGAAUUUUUUGCUCAAUAUGAACUUAGUAUCAUGUCUUAGGGAACAAAAAUUGUAUGACUCCAUUUUAUGAGUGGAAUGCACUCCUUUAGUGAUUGGUGUGAGUGCCAGUUUUGUUAAAGGUAAAAUGCCUUAUUGUAUUAUUGAUCAGCAUGCCUGACGAGUCGUCACCUCCUUCUGGUGGCCACGAGGAGCGUGGCAUGACGCGUCAGUCUACUGGCGCGGGUCCCCUAUGGGUGGGUCCUGAGCUCUACGACGGUCGUGAUCUGCACUACGACCUAGAGCACCACGUGACUUCCCGCCUUCACGCGAGGAGAGAGACUACGGUUCGCGGCUACGGCACAGCGACGAGUGAGACCGUUUUUAGUUUCCUGAGCUCGGACGCCCAGGCUUUGGUGAGGGCGAGCUCACUGUUUCCGGUGGUCGAGACCUUCUGGGAGAUACUGCGGCUUAACAUCUCCCUGUCCUUUCUGCGGUCGUUCAUGAGGUGGUGGUGGGAUACCACCAACACCUUCCAUUUUCCUUGGGGUGAGAUGACGAUCACUCCCGAGGACUACACGGCUUUGACGGGCUUGACCUUUACAGGGAACCCCGUUCGUCUGAGGUCGGAUGGCCCACCGCCGACUGUUGCUUAGGGUACCAGGCUCCUGGGCUCGUGGAUGGGCAUGAGAUUGCCUUCGUACCAGCCCCGUGGGAUACCUUUCGCUGACCUGAUGUGGGCCUUGGAGCAUGGGGUAGAGGAGUCGUCUUCGAGACAGGCUCGGCUGUUCUACCUCCAUUUUAUUACUUCCACUUUUCUAUCGGGUCCGACUGACACCUUUGACCCGAGGUGGAUAGGCAUGGUGGAGGACAUGUCUACACUGGGUGACUAUUGCUGGGGCGAUUUGGGCUAUGCGACGCUCGUCGGCCAGAUGAGUUUGGCGGUGCGCGACUCGGACCCGAGUAGACGUCACUUUGUCAUUACAUUAGCGGGAGUGCCGCGUUUGAUCGAGCUGUGGGCCUUUGAGCACUUACCUUGGCUGGCUCCCCGAAAGGGGCAAAGGCCUUUGGAGUACCCUGCCGGUCGUCGUUGGGGUUGGAAGAAGAAGCUGACAGUGCGUCCACCGCCCGAUACCGUGUGGGAUCUCAUUUGGGACGGGAACCCUGAGCUUGUGGUUUGGACCCCAUGGCUCUCUUUUAGGGGUACUUAUGCUUCGGUCAGGGAUAGUUAUGCCCUGAGCCAGAUGCGGGUCUUGUUCGUUGGCCGCCGGGACCCUGUCUGGUACCUGGGAGAGCGGGUACGUAUGCAGACGGUCGGGGCUUUUUCGGUGCCUAGGCCUCCGCCUGCGACCAUGCUGUCUACUCGUUCGAUAGGCAAGUCGUGGAGGGUCCACUCGAGGACUGGCGUGCCGGCGACGGAGUUGGUGAUAGAGGGAGCUAGCUAUUAUCAGUUUAUCCAGGAUUCUCUUCGUCUCCCGGAGCCUGGCGCUGAGUGUCCUGACCCUUCGUUGGGGGGAUGGGUGCUUCCCGAUGCUCGGAUCUCGUAUACCGGAGAGAGUGGAUCCGAGAUUGUGGAGACUUUCCCGGAAGACCGGGUUUUCCAUGCUCCGCUCCCUGAGGGAGUACAGGCGGUUCCGGCCCGUACGGCCAACGCGAUGGUGGGGGUGAUCAACCGAUUGAAGUCCGCGUUGGUUCGGGCCCGAUCUGCACUUUCUUGCAGGAGCCCCCACUCUACUCGGACGGGUGCUGGACGAGCCGGGGCCGAUGACGCGGGUCCCUCGGGCGGGGGACACGGUCGUGAGAGAGAGAGGGCACGGCACUCGCCCCUACGGCAUCGCCGUUCCGACGCGGGGGUGAGUUCUUCCGGGGAGAGGUCCGAGCCGGAGCGUAGGCGACGUUCCGUGUCGGUGGCCCGAGAGCCUAGCCCCGAGUUGCAGUCACAUCCUCAUUUUUGGGGUGAUUCUGGCUGGGGGUCCUCAUACCACGGGGAGUGGAGUGGAUGGACCGGCGAGGCUUGGAGACAUGAAGCCGAUGACGAGUCUUAGGCUUACCUCCUGUUUUGUAUAUAUUCAUUCUUGUAUUCCGCAUGUAUAUAUAUUUCUUUGCGAUUUUUUUGGUGCAAGAAUGUUUUGAGCCUUCCAUGGGCUUUGCUUUAACAUAUUAUAGUAAUAUUAGCUUUCUAAACCAACGAAGAAUUUUGAAAAGAGAAAGAAUUCCGUAAAAAUAAUGAGUUCAUACAAGAGUGCACACAUAUUUUUAGA